Molecule: messenger RNA, 1672 nt
Organism: Lingula anatina
Lineage: Eukaryota; Metazoa; Brachiopoda; Lingulata; Lingulida; Lingulidae
Molecular function (GO): hydrolase activity
Source: RefSeq, a predicted model, not a curated record
UAACGGCAGCCCAAUCCUCAGCAAUGUUAAAUAGGCCAUUCAAGGUAGGGUAACAUCAAGGUUAUUUUCAUGCAGCUUUAGUUAAAGCAGUUUAGUUCCUUGUUUGUAACGAGUGUAAAGGGGACGUGUGACAGUUGCGUCUUAGAAUUAACUGAACUAAAUCGGACGGGGAAAGGCAGUUUAGUUCCUUUUUGAUAGUUCUGCAGCGCUCCUUUUUUUAAGCAAAUCGAGCAUCCAGUAGAACGCGAUGUCGAUGCCAGCGGAUUUCGAGUCCCUACAACCGGAAGGUCAAGCCUUUGUUCGAGACCUAAUAGACAAACAGAUCAGGGGAGACGAAGACUGGACUGUUACCAGGAAGGACGUGUCAGAAGUGAUUGCCGAGGCGACAAAAGAGACCGCUUACGAAUUCAAAGGGACGAGGAGAGAAAUCAUUAUUCCGUCACCGCACGUGAAAGAGGGUCUUCCAGCGUGGGUUUACGCCCCGGCCAUUUGCCCCAAGAACCCUCCAAUCCUAGUGUUUUUUCACGGUGGAGGCUGGGUCAUCGGUUCAUUGAUCGAUGCGGAUACUUUCGUGAAGAUGCUAACUGAUACCGCCAACUGCAUCAUAGUGAGCGUAGACUACCGCCUGGCACCAGAGCACAAAUAUCCCGCCGCCAUUGACGACGCCGAGACUGCCGCCAAAUGGAUUCUGGGGAACAAGGAAUCUGUCGGCGGCAGCACGGUCAGUAAGGUUGGUGUCAUAGGUGACAGCGCGGGAGGACAUCUAUCGGCCUGUGUGUCACAUGAUGUCCCAGGAAUAGCAUUUCAGGUGCUCAUCUAUCCAGUGACGGAUAUGCGGAUUGACACCCGGGAGUCGUACAAACGCUAUGCGGAGGGCUAUGUUCUUACCACUGAGUCUAUGUACUGGUUUGUAAAUCACUUCCUCCACAACGAGGCUGAGAGGUCGGAUCCACGUGCAUCUCCAAUUCUCCGGUCAAAGUUUGACCAUCUUCCACCAGCCUUGUACGUCGCCGCUACCCAUGAUGUCUUGUUUGACGAAGGGAUGGAAUAUGCCCAAAAACUGAAAGAAGCGGGUGUUACGAUUGAAACCCUUAUGUUAGAGGGCAUUACCCACUGUUCGAUAAAUUUCCCAAAUUAUUACAAAGAGACGGAUGCCAUGACAUGCAGGAAGAUCGCAGAGUUCGUAAAAAAGCAUUCUGAAUAAACAUCCGCCGUUCCAGUAUAAAUCAUGAGAAGCAAGGUGUGGUCAUAUAUGAGUAUUUACUGCAAGAUAGGAUACACUGGUAACUAACAGCGACGUAUAUCGUUUGAUUAUAGUGGAGUAUUAGUUAUACAUGCAUAUGCUUUCGAUACCCAAUAUUUAAAUCCGGCAACAUUAUGCCGAUUAGUCCGUAGGGUUUAUAGAUUGUGAUUUUCUGAAUGGUUUUAGAAAAAGUUUUACUUUGGUGAUUUUUAAUCAAAUUAUGUAAAAUUAACACGUUUGAUGUAACACGACUUUGUUUUCAAUUCAGUUCAGGCAAGGUUAAGGUAUAUUCCCUGAGGUCUUUCCUUGUUUUGUAAUUAUUCAGUAUUAAGGGCUUAAACUUUCUUGGUCGGACUGGAAAAUGUUUGUUUGUUUAUAAAAGCAAUGUGGCUAAUCUUCAUGUGUAGACAAUGCACAUAGAAAAAAAUU